Molecule: messenger RNA, 1634 nt
Organism: Dothidotthia symphoricarpi CBS 119687
Lineage: Eukaryota; Fungi; Ascomycota; Dothideomycetes; Pleosporales; Dothidotthiaceae
Product: putative AMID-like mitochondrial oxidoreductase
Exons: 1
Coding region: 39-1310 (423 amino acids)
Cellular component (GO): cytoplasm
Molecular function (GO): flavin adenine dinucleotide binding; electron-transferring-flavoprotein dehydrogenase activity
Source: RefSeq, a predicted model, not a curated record
CCGUGUCUUCCCCAUUGGCUUAUAAACUCGUCGUGAAGAUGGCACAGAAGCACAUUGUCAUCCUCGGCGGCUCGUACAGUGGUGUCUCGACAGCCCACAAUGUCCUCAAACACAUUCUACCCAGCCUGCCCGAAAGCUCCACCUAUCAAGUCAUUCUAGUCAGCACCUCUUCACAUGCCAUGUGCCGGCCCGCUUGUCCUCGUGCACUCAUCUCGGACGACAUGUUCAACCAGGAUAAACUAUUUGUCAGCAUUCCCAAACAAUUUGAGCAAUACAAAUCUAGCUUCCGCUUCAUCCAUGGCACCGCGACCGAGCUCCAUCACGACCAACGAACCGUCUCGCUCGACAUCGCUGGAGAUAUUGAGCAGAUCGACUACUAUGCUCUUGUCAUCGCCACUGGUGCGUCCACAUACUCUCCACUCUUCGGCUUCAAUCGUGAUGAAGUCUUCCUACGCGAAAGCUGGACUGUCUUUCGAGAGGCAUUGCCAGCCGCGAGGAGUAUUGUUAUCGCGGGUGGCGGCCCUACCGGCGUAGAAACAGCUGGUGAAUUGGGCGAAUACCUGAAUGGCCGCGCAGGUUGGUUCAGCUCAAAGUUGUCACAUCCGAAAGUUGCCAUUACCCUCGUGAGUGCCGGCGACAACCUCUUGCCCAAUCUGCGCCCCGCCAUCGCGCAACAGGCAGAGACCUACUUCGCUCAAGUCGGCGUCACCGUUGUCAAGAAGGCGCGAGUGAAAAGCGCAGCUCCGCAGGGCCGCCAAGCACCCGCCCAUGACGAACAGUUCGACACAUCUCAUGGCCCAGGCAUCGACGAUGUUGCUGCUAAAGCAACGCUGAGUCUCGACAAUGGCACUACAAUCGAUGCAGACCUUUACGUCCCCGCCUUCGGCUCGCGCCCGAACACAUCUUUCGUCACCAGUCCCUUCCUUUUGACCGCCGAUCGCCGCAUCGCCACGAAUGCGUCCACCCUCCGCGUUGAUGCUGCCGGCCCGCGUGUAUAUGCAGUCGGCGAUGUAGGAUCCUACGCGCAGCCUGCCAUUCACCAGAUUCUCGCCGCCAUACCGGUCGUGACUGCCAAUAUCAAGCGCGAUCUAUUGUCGGCCUCUGGAAAGAACGUUGGUGGCGAGGAUAGAGUGUUCAAGGAGGACACGCGUGAAACGCAGAUGGUGCCGAUUGGGAAGAGCAAGGGCGUUGGCGCCGCCAUGGGUUACAAGUUGCCCAGCUUCAUGAUCUGGCUCAUCAAGGGACGCGAUUAUUGGCUGUGGACGACGGGAAAUUUGUGGAGUGGGAAACAGUGGGCUAAGGAGGGAUGAGUAUGCUCGCGGCACUAUGUGACGAAAUGAGCUAGAGCUAGUCUAGACAAGCCUCAGUUUAAGCGACAAGUGGGAUGGAUGAGCGUCACCCUGAAAGCAGAAACAGAACACGAUGAUUACCAGACAGACGUAACAACCUCAAACAAGUUCUCAAACUUGGCUCAGUAUAUCUUUAAGUCUUCACAAUGUGCGCCGAUGUACGCGAGGCACUCAAACCGGACAUGAAGGCAAGGGUAAUGUAAUCUCUUUGCAUUUAUUAAUCCGGGGCAGUCUAGCCGCCGGACUCAAAUGUCUUCGCCUGAAACGGAUAAUUAUAUUGCGACG